Messenger RNA from Elaeis guineensis (African oil palm), 1414 nucleotides. RefSeq names its product glutelin type-D 1. The record is from RefSeq and is a predicted model, not a curated record. Gene Ontology annotation, molecular function: nutrient reservoir activity. NCBI's taxonomy places the organism in Eukaryota, Viridiplantae, Streptophyta, Magnoliopsida, Arecales, Arecaceae.
CCUCCACUUCUUUCCAUCCAAGUCCGACUGCUCCUUUCCUCUCCUCUUCUCCUCCUGUUCUACUUUGAUUGAGAGAGUUUGCAGAGUCUAAUUUUUGCGGCGAUGGAUAUCGAUCUGAGUCCGAGGCUGUCGAAGAAAACGUACGGUGGGGAUGGGGGCUCCUACCACGAGUGGUGCAGCGAGGAGCUGCCGAUGCUCGCCGAGGCCAAGAUCGGGGCGGCCAAGCUCGCCUUGGAGAAGCAGGGGCUCGCGCUUCCCAGCUACUCCGACUCCGCCAAGGUUGCUUACGUCCUCCAAGGAAAUGGCACCUGCGGAAUCGUGUUGCCAGAGGCCACGAAAGAGAAGGUGCUUCCCAUCAAGAAGGGCGACGCUCUUGCUCUCCCCUUCGGCGUCGUAACUUGGUGGUUCAAUCCGAACGACACCGAGCUCGUCGUCCUCUUCUUGGGCGAUACCUCCAAGGGCCAUAAGCCUGGGAAAUUCACCAACUUCCACCUCACCGGCACCAAUGGCAUCUUCACCGGCUUCACCUCCGAGUUUGUCGGCCGUGCAUGGGACCUCACCGCCGAUGAGGUCCAGAAGCUGGUCCACAGCCAAACCGAUGCCGGCAUUACCAAACUGAAGGAUGGCCAGAAGAUGCCCGAGCCCCUUCCUCAAGACAGGGAAGGGAUGGUUCUCAACUGCUUGGAUGCUCCACUGGACGUCGACAUCAAGAACGGCGGCCGGGUCGUCGUGCUGAACACCCAGAACCUUCCCCUGGUGGGCGAGGUUGGGCUUGGUGCUGACCUUGUGAGGAUAGAUGGCCAUUCCAUGUGCUCGCCGGGCUUCUCCUGUGACUCUGCAUUCCAGGUUACUUACAUUGUCAGGGGGAGCGGCCGGGUUCAGGUCGUCGGUAUCGACGGCAAGCGGGUAUUGGAAACCAGAGUGAAGGGUGGGUGUCUGUUCAUCGUGCCGAGGUUCUUUGUGGUGUCAAAGAUUGCUGAUGCUGAUGGCAUGGAGUGGUUCUCCAUCAUCACCACUCCAAACCCGGUGUUCAGUCAUCUGGCAGGGAGGACGUCGGUCUGGAAGGCUUUGUCCCCGGAGGUGCUGGCGUCUUCGUUCAACACAACUCCAGAGAUGGAGGAGCUGUUCAGGUCCAAGAGGACCUCGGAUGCCAUCUUUUUCCCUCCUUCCGACUGAUGAAAGAAUUAGUUUCUAUGAUACAGAGUUGGUUUUCCUUUGCUUUGUUGGCUAAUAAAAUUCCAGUAGGACCUAUCUAUUGCUUCUAUCUUGCUUCUGGAAGUAGUCUCAGCUUGAUGACAUUUAAUAAAAGAAUGUAGCUUGAGCUACUCGUGGUUUUCGUAUUCUUAUGUUCUUGUUCUGGUAUUCAUGUGUGGUCCUUCUCAGUGGAAUGGUAACUUGGUUGUGCUUGACUUAA